Molecule: messenger RNA, 2902 nt
Organism: Procambarus clarkii (red swamp crayfish)
Lineage: Eukaryota; Metazoa; Arthropoda; Malacostraca; Decapoda; Cambaridae
Gene: Sgf11
Product: SAGA associated factor 11kDa
Biological process (GO): positive regulation of DNA-templated transcription; regulation of transcription by RNA polymerase II
Cellular component (GO): SAGA complex; DUBm complex
Molecular function (GO): transcription coactivator activity
Source: RefSeq, a predicted model, not a curated record
AGGUGGAGGAGGAGGUGGAGGAGGAGGUGGAGGGGGAGGUGGAGGAAGAGGAGGUGGGGGUGGGGGUGGGAAGGGUUGCAGAGGUGGUGGUGUAGGGAGAGGGAUGACCAAACCAAGCCACAGAGAGCAGGUAUCAAGCACCGGAGGCUGGAUGGUCCAGGCAAACAGUGGUGGCGGCAUUGGCCGUAUUGGGGUCGACAGAAGCAUUUUGACAUCGCUUGCUUCCCCCGAGACCUUUGAUUUGGCAGCUCAAAUGGUCACCCAGGAACUCGUUGAUGAUGCCAUUUUAAAUGUUGUCUUUGAGGUGCAUCAGAGUGUCAAAACAGGAUUGAUGAUGCUGGAGUUGGGCUCAGUUGAAGAGGAACACAAAUUUUUACAGGUGAAUGCUGAGGGACUGGAUGUGUUUGGUCAAGCACCCAUCAAGAAACAACACGAGUGUGUCUGUCCAAGCUGCUCACGAAACUUGGCAGCGUCAAGGUUCGCACCACACUUAGAAAAGUGUAUGGGCAUGGGUAGAAACUCCUCGCGCAUAGCUAGUAGACGCAUCCAGAACUCUACUAAAGAGAAUACACAAAACCAUACUGGAGGAAGUGACGAUGAUGAUGAUGACGACUGGGUCAUUGACCGCAAACGAAAGAGGCGAGAUAAGAACUCGCCUCGUAGAUCAAAAAAUGUAAAGCUCAAGUCUGAUAGCAUAUCAUCUAGUAGCAGCGUUGAAAAUACGUUGGCUUCAGGAACAACAGAGGAGAAGCGUGCCAUUCUGAAACAGAUUUGUGGAGUGAUCUCGGAGCACACACACAAAAUGUGCACUCGUUCCCUGCGGUGUCCUCAGCACAGUAAUGAACAGAGACAGGCUGUCAGGGAUCAGGUUCUUAAUGGUUCUGGAGCAGAAACUCGAGCUGCUGACUCGACCAGUCGUAGUCUGGGCGACACUGAGGACAUGCAUGUAGAUAUUGAUGGUCUGGAUGAUGGACAGCUUGGCUCCUCGUGGGACAACGACCACUCCAACACCACCUCCCCUGCAGACUCUACCUCCACUAACAAUUCCACUUCGUCCCUAGCCAAGCGCAGUGGAAGCAAAUCUAAGAAGAAAUCAUCAAAAUCUUCCAAAAGCUCGAGUAGUAGCCAUGGGUCACUCUUAGACUGAAUUGUCAGUUUUAAUCAGCAACUGUUUUGCCUAACUUUUGUAAACAAGACACGGUAUUUGUAACAUUUUUAGCAAUAUAGCUUUUAUUUUUUACCAAAACUAUCAACAAAUUUAACAGGGAAGUUAAUGAGUAUAAUUUCUUAAUCCUCAAUAUAACAGCUUUACACGCUUCACUUAGAUCUUUCUUUAGUGCGUUGAAAACUGAGGUGUCUUCACCAUUCUUACUAACCAAGAAUUGUGGAAGCAGCUUACAAUUGUUCAAACACCAUAUUCAAGGUAAGUCAUGGAAAUGAUGUGUUAGGAAUGUGCCAGCAAAUUAGAGAAAUGAGAUAAUGUGAUUUUCAGAUUUUAAGAGCCAAAGUGAGCCUGUGAUGUCAAUUGCCAAUUUAUAGUAUUCUCUGAUGGCUAUGUACAGCCCCUCCUCCUAAAAUGGAAAUACUUUUAGUGACGAUGUGGUCUAUUAUACAAAUACUGUAGACACAUGAUGGACCAAUAGAACAUAGACUUUUGUAUUACUGAAUUUUGACAAACUGGAGAAGUUUUUCCUAUUUAUGUUGCAAAUGAACCCUAGUCUCACCAUCCUAGGCCUAAUGCACACUAUCUGAGGCCUAAUAUAGUACAUAUAUGUGCUAUACUAGGCCUAGGAAUAUUAAAGUUUGGGUUUUAGCUUUAUUUUUUCUGGUCUCUCAUCAAAUUAAUACUCUAGUACCCAAUUCUACCUUCUAUUUGUCCAUCACGUCGAUAUUUGUAUGAUUGUCCACAUACUGAGUACAGGUAGUUACAAAAAAAGUACCAUCUUCCCAGGAGGAUGGGUCAUUAUAUACACUACUGGCUGAUGGCCGGUCAGUAAUUUCAUCUAAACAAAUUUGUAUGUAAUUGGCACUCUUGUGACUGCUGUAUAUUCACGUCAAACCAUAAUUGGAAUUACUUUGUCAAAAAAAAAAAUUGCCACCUGAUUUUGGUAAUUUACUUUAAUUUUCUUUACCUCAUGCAUUUUGUAUACCUUCAGAUGAGCUUUUGAACAUUUAUUCCAUUAUGUUUAGUUCACUCAGGUUUGUGAAGCAUCACUCAUUUCAUUUAAGCUCCCUGUAUGUCUGCACUGUCAAAUAUUGUAGUUUAUGGUGGUAUUCCCACCCUGGUCAUAUUUUACUUUAUUUUGUACUUACGAUACACAUUGUCUCAGAAUUAGCUCUCAAUUUCCGUGAAAUUGCACGAAUCUAUUAAACCUUCAUAAUUUCAUGCUAUUACCUUAUUUUGAUACAAAAACAUAUAGAGUUCUAAAUCAUAAGUCAAAUCUAUAUUGAGAACUUUCAAUAUGUGCUCCGUCAGAAUCCCUGCAUAUUUUGAAUCUAACCUCCACUUUGAAUCUAACACAUUUUGUAUGGAUCCAGCUCUUUCAAAUUUGUUCACAAGUUCAUCAAUUGCUUUGUCUGUAGGACCAAUUCUGUGAAAUUUCCUUGUAAAUCUUUCUCUGAUUUUAUUGUAUCGCAAUCCUUUGAUACAGGGCAAAGGAUUGCAGAGCAAUCCUUGUGUAUUCAUGAUUGGGUUCUGAAAAAGAGAAGGAAUAAGUUAUAAUUUUUUUAAUUUAUCACACGCAUUAAACAUGAUAAACAUUAUUAAACAUGAGUUUUUAAAUCAUUCGUCCAAUUUCUUGGAAAUAGAUAACUAAGUCUGGGACACCCUGUAUAUACCCUGAUCAACCAUAUUAUUGUUCAUUUAACCUUUUUGUAUUUCUUGCUUGAAGUCCUAAGGUUU